Molecule: messenger RNA, 3054 nt
Organism: Neopsephotus bourkii (Bourke's parrot)
Lineage: Eukaryota; Metazoa; Chordata; Aves; Psittaciformes; Psittacidae
Product: dual specificity protein phosphatase 13B-like
Exons: 5
Coding region: 2212-2838 (208 amino acids)
Biological process (GO): protein dephosphorylation; negative regulation of MAPK cascade
Cellular component (GO): cytoplasm
Molecular function (GO): protein tyrosine/serine/threonine phosphatase activity; MAP kinase phosphatase activity
Source: RefSeq, a predicted model, not a curated record
GAACAAAUCAGAGCCAGCCACAGGGGAGGAGGGCUUUGCGUUGUGCCAUCCUUUUGGUUAAAACUGGGGGGCAGAAACCAUUUAUUUGUGCUGGGAUUCUUUGAAUUCUAAAGAUUGAUGUUAUCAGCACUGUGCUGGAGGACACUGCUACAUUAGCUGUUGUUACAGCACCCUCAUUCACCUUCAGAUGUGGCCUGCUAAACGCUGGUGGGAGCACAGGACACCAGCCUAAGGGACUGCAUUACAACAAUGGCUCUGCGCAAAGCACAGGACAGGAAAUCCUUGGUCUCUGCUGAAGCAAGAAACAAACAUGAUUUCUGCCUCAGACCAUUUUGAAGGUGACCUGGGAAAAUUAGAUCAGGCCACACAGAGUAAGCCUGAAGAGUAAAACCACAGCUGAGAGGCUGGAAACAGCACACAAGCAACAUACUGCCCUUCUCUCACUAAGCUAGGUGCAGAGUGCCCAGCAACCCAUCCGUGGCUUUCUUGUGUUGCGUUCAGUUGGAACUCAGAUGUGUGGAUCGACACCCCUUGCAAAGUAGACAGUAUGUGAAAGAGUGUAGUAGUAGGGCUCUUUUGGCAGCUGCAGUUUCACCCCAAACAGCCACAGAGAGGGAGCAGAGAAUGUACCCUGUGGUGUACAGCACGAACAGGCUCCGCUUCCCACACAGCGACAGUCCUGAGGCUGAAAUGCAUCACCGCAAAUGUGAGCCUCCAGUCCACUGGAUCUGCUUCAGAGAAAUAGACUCAGCACAUUUCAGCCAAUCUGUGAAUAAACCCAAGCUUGUACCUCUCCGCAGGGUCAUGCUGUACUAACAUCAUCCAGUAAUGAGAGCACCAUACGCUCUCUGCAACUGCAGGCUGCAAAUAUUGGGAAAGCAUUACUAAAAGUCAUGAAAAAGCAACUAGGGUUUUUGUUGUUCAGGGAGGGUGAAGGCUUUGGAGUGGCUGUACCAAAACACCAGUGUCGGCCAGACAGCCCAGCUGGUUACUGGCAGCUCCAAUAGGAAAUUAAAGGGGCAAACAUUACUCCUGAUUUACAGCAACCUGCAUCAGCUUGCCAGCCUAUCUUUCAGAAAUGUUUCGGCCUUUGAGUUUUUCAGUAAUCUUAUGAAACUUCUGAGGCUGUUUCCAGAAGGAGACACAAUUUACCCAUUCAAAUCAUCCUGGCUUUUACCUUGGACAAGUCAUUACUGGAGGUAGUAGAGAUGCAGUGAUCCUACAAUCCUUGUGCCCAGUGCAGACAGCCUUAACACAGAAAAACUGAAUUUUAGGCAAGCUCGUCUUCAAGUAGGAGCAUAGGGGUAGCAAGAGUUUCUCAUGAAUGUAGCAUAUCCAAGAGCUGUUUAGUGCUACAAUAUGGUAAAUGGGGAUUCUUGUCUCAAGAGGGAGUGAAAAAUAUCAGUCCUGAAUGGAGGAAGGAGUUACAGACUGUCAGAACGGAUCAUUGGUCAACUAUGAUGGCUGAAGUACAUUGCAGAAGAUGACACUAGCAAUGAUGUUUGAUGUAAGGGCAGUAGCCUGGCAGGGAGCUAGAGAGAUUCUCAAAUUGGGCAUGCUGUUGCAGUAACAAAUAGCAUGGAGAUGUGGUAGAUGGACCAGCUUUGACUGUCCUUGAGUCAUACUACUGUCUGACUCAUAUGCAGUGUGUCUGAUUCUUUACCAGCUCAGGUUGGGUUAAUGGGUGUAAGGAUGCACUUGGCAGCUGAGAACACAGGAGUACCCAUCAUCUCCAAAGGGACCGGUUUUGCAGCUGAACUUCUCUGCUCACAGCCAAAAGCCCCCACAUCUUUGCUGAGACUAGGGCUGGAGGGGAACCGACUUCCCUUUGCUUGCUUGCCAAGAGCCAAGUUCAGGUCCCUUAGAGCUCUACAGUGCUCUCGCUCCAGCGGAUGACUUCAUGAACACCUACUGUCGGGAGGAACACAGCUCCCUGCAUGGCUUUAAAUGUUUGUGUUUCCCUGCAUAUGCCGAUGACAUCAUUGCCACCUGAGGGCCCGAACUCUGGUCUUGGCAGUUACAGACAAAAAUAAGGCCACCCUGCCUUGGGGCCUGCAUGACGAUGUACAUCCUGAAAGAGUCAAGGCUCUUGCCUUGACUGUCAAGUAAGGUCUGAGCCCUGCUGGCUGGCCCACAGACUUGCUAUGAAGAAGUUAGACAUUUUUGAGGCUUCUGAGGCCUGGCAGCCUGGAACAUCAGUGGAAGCUGUGGAUGGCCUGGGACAGCCUGUGCAGAGAGGACUUGCUGCACCCAAGGAUAAGGAGUACCUCAAGCUGGACGCCUGGCAGCUGGAGCCGUGCUGGAACGCUGUCCCUGGAGGAGCUGCGGUGCCUGCUCUGGAAACACACCCCCUCCACGGGGCACGUGGAUGAAGUCUGGCCAAACCUUUACCUGGGAGACCUGCACAUCGCUCGUGACAAAGAGCAGCUGAGCCGAAUGGGCAUCUCUCAUGUUGUGAAUGCCGCUGCCAGGCGAUCUCACAUCAGCACUGGACCUGAGUUCUACAAAGACCUGCCUGUGGAUUACUACGGAGUAGAAGCUGAGGACAACCCAAACUUUGAUCUCAGCAUUUACUUCUACCCAGUUGCUCAACACAUAAAAGCAGCGUUGAAUUCCCCAAGAGGCAAAGUACUAGUUCACUGCGGAAUGGGAAUCAGUCGAUCUGCAACUCUUGUCCUCGCUUUCUUAAUGAUCUGUGAAGAUAUGUCCCUUGCUGAUGCAAUUCAGACUGUGCGCUCACACAGGGGGAUCUGCCCCAACUCCGGCUUCCUCAAGCAGCUUUGGGAGUUGGACCUCCAGUUAGGAAGGAGGCAAGGCAGAAGAGCAGUGCUCUGCUAGUGCCAAGGGGACAUGGCUCCUGGCACCAUACUGAGAGAUGCUGCCAUCACUGAAGACAAUGCAAGGAUGCUGUCAAGACUACUCCAUAGCUGCUGCACUGAGAAAUACCCUGGGAGAUGGCUGAGCAUGUACAAGCUCAUAGGAGUUUAGUAUGUGUUUUUUGGAUAAGCCUACUAAUUAGAGAGAAAAUGAAAUAAAAAAGGAUUCAAACUGGCA